Molecule: messenger RNA, 1213 nt
Organism: Vollenhovia emeryi
Lineage: Eukaryota; Metazoa; Arthropoda; Insecta; Hymenoptera; Formicidae
Gene: mRpL1
Product: 39S ribosomal protein L1, mitochondrial
Exons: 8
Coding region: 85-1161 (358 amino acids)
Source: RefSeq, a predicted model, not a curated record
CACCCGGACUACUCGGGUGGUGUUUCUGAACGCGGCCUAGCAGAGCCACUAGUUCGUGCUCCGUUUCUUCUGCUUGAUUAAAAUAUGGCGGCAGCGGCAAAUGGCUGGUUGUUGAACAAUCUUUUCGCGACCUACAGGCACGCGGCGUGCCUCAAUUUUUGCCCCAUCGGUUUCCUGCAGGCGCGAAACUACGCCGCCAGGAAAGGCACGAGAGAAAAGGCGAGGAAGAAAAAGGUCAAAGUGGUGAUUGAAAAAGUGGGUUUUAUCCCGCACAACCAGAGAGCGGCGAAGAUCGAGGCCAAGAAGAAGAAAAUUGAUAUAAACGAGAUUAUAUUGGACGACAGUAAGAGGUCCGAACCCAUAGAUAAUGUGUGGAUCGCGCAGUUUUACAAGUGGAAAAUUCACACGUUUGAAGAAGCAGUGCAGAACCACCGCGAGACGCAUCACCCCACUAUCUACAAUUUACCGGAGGCGCCGGUAAAAGCGCUCAUAGAAUUGGAUAUGCAGGGCAUAAAGAAGACCAAAUUUGUCGAUGCUUUCACACGAAUAGUGUGUCUACCGCACGUGUUCAGUCAUGGCCAAAACAGGAAGGUAUUGGCGUUCUGUCAAACUUCCGAAAUGGAGGAUGUUGCAAAGGAGGCUGGAGCUCACUUCGCCGGUGGUAAAUGGUUAAUAAAGAAGAUUCAGAAUGGAGACUUUUCGUUGAAAGAAUACGACGUUGUGGUGUCAGAACCAGGUAUCUUACCCGAUUUGCUGCUCAUUAGGGGACUCAUGAGGAAGAAGUUUCCCAGCGUUAAAUCGGGUACCCUGGGUGCCGACGUAAAAAUGCUUGUAACGAAAUUUCUAAACGGCAUAAUGUAUACGGCGAAGCCGCAUGAGCUGUUGAAGUCUUAUGGCACCAUUGAUAUUGCAUUUGGAACGCUCGACAUGGACACGAAACAGUUGGAGGAGAAUUUUGCUGCCAUUAUUAAAGAUGUCCACGAUGCAAGGCCACGUCGACCGGGACCUUUUAUCACAAGAACUCGUAUUGUAUGUUCGCAAUCGAAAGAAAUGCUUAAAGUUGACUUCGAGCAGUAUCUGUCUGAAGAUGGUACACUCGAAGCAGCAGCAACAGAAGUAGAAGAAGACGGGAAAUCAGACGCUGUUAUUGCAUCUCAUUAAUUUUGUCCACAGGUCAAUCUAUCAAUAAAAUGAUACCUAUAGUUAAAUAUAU